UAAACGUUUAGAUCGUAGGUAUAUCGAUACACUAGGUUUGGUAUUAUUCCCAAUGUCUUACACUCUGUUAUUUCUUUACUUAUAGGUAGUUUGUAUAAAAAUAUAUGCACAUAGUAUUAAAAAUUAAAAGGCAGUUCACUUGAAAACAGAUUAUCGGAGAUAAUUGCCUUGUAGAGUUGUAAAUGAGUUCAUUGGUGUUCUUUAAGUCCCUAGUUGUUUUAUUUAGUUUUUAAAGGCAAAAAAAAAAAUGAUUGAUAACUAAUCGGAAACAACAAUGAUUUUGAAUGCAGCUGAUUGAAAAACAUAUUCUAGUAAUUGAGUAUUUGUGUAGAUUUGUUGAAGCUGAAGCCGUGUGACUGUGAACGAAUAAUAAUAAAUUUGGUAGAUAUAAACAUUCAGUAUUUUGAAACCGUUAUUUGUUUUGCACAUAAUGCAGCAGAAUCCGACAUAUAACAACUAAGGAUAUGACCUGCUGAAACUGAACUAUCACAUUCAGAUACGAAAGUCCCAAUCAAUUAAAAUACAUAGUGAGUAAAGUUGAGAAGAGAAAGACACAAUGAGAUCUUUGAACUUAUUUUUUUUUAAAAUUAUUUAGGGAAGAAUAAUUCAUGCGUCUCCAAGAUAAAUAGCCACAGGAAAAUAGUUGUGUAUACACAAGGAUGUGGAGGUAUAUAAUUGGUUGGGCAAAGCAAUAUAAAGCUCGAGGAGAAUAGCUCAGGUAUAUCAUCUGCAUAGUAGACCAAUAGCAUAGUGCAAACUUACUUUAUGUGAACGCCCUCUAAAUUACUCUAGCAAUUAUUAUUUAGUGUCGGUCUUGGAUGUCUUUGACAGAAUAUUUUGUUACAAACAUACAGAUCAACUAUUACUUGGUUCCAUUCCCAGAACGUUUUACCUGUAGCUAUUCAGGCUGAACAUCAUCGUGAAAAAGCACCAUAAGCAAACAAAGAUGAUGGGCACUAUCCUCCCCUACGUAGACUCCUACAAAUUUUAUACAAGGAUAAAACUAUUAGGUGAAAAAUGCCUUUGAUGGCAAUGGCAAAUACAAUCCAUAAAAAUUAGUGAAAUUUUAUUUCAAAGACAUUAUAUUUCACCUGACACCGGUUAGGGAAGAUGGCCAACUCUGAUAGUUCGCUAAUUGAUAUGAAAUAUAAACAGAAUAUUGACGAACGCAUUGAAACUGCAAAGACUUUGAAGAAUGAAGGUAACGAAUUUUAUAAAGAGAAGAAGUACAGACAGGCGACUGGCAAAUAUCACCGAGCAUUACUUCAGCUGAAGCUGAAUAUGGACAACGUUUGUCGUCCUCUCACCGACUGUCUCCAACAGUCACCAGACUCAUUUCCUUCUUACAACGUCCCAGUAGAUUAUCGUCAAACCAUUUCAGCUAUUCAGGCCGAUUGCUACAAUAAUUUGGCUGCAUGUCUGCUUCAUAAGGAAGAUACCAACUAUGAUCGCAUCAUAGAGUACUGUGACUUGGUGUUGGCUAUUUAUCCUGAAAACUUAAAGGCAGCUUUUAGAAAAUGCAUGGCUCUCUAUCACAUGAAAAAAUAUGAAGAAGCUUUGGAAGAUUUACAGUCUCUCUCACACAAACAUCCUGAAGACCUAGCCAUUAAGCGUUACAUCAAACUUUGUGAAGCUGAAGUUCGAAAACAUAAUCGAAGCAUUAAAAAAACUUACCAAGAAAUGUUUAAUGAAAUGAAUAAACACAGCAAGGAAGUGAAUGCAGUCCAUUAGACUGAUAUAAUAGUAUACAGGAGGUUUUAUACAAUAUAAAGACAGACUCUAUGAAGAGACUCUCAAGUUCAGGAAAAGUACAGAAAUUGUUUGCAUCAAAAGUAUACAACUGAAAUAUGGACAAAUUUUAAAGGAAUUAGUGUGUGUGAAGCCAGGAUGAAUGGGAAGAUGGGGACAAUAUGAAGACUGUGUAUAAGGGCCAAAUGUGAGGAGUGUUAGAAUAUAAAGAUUGUAUGUGAAGUAGACAAAAUGUGAGACACUGUGUAAGGAUGGUCAACAUGUGUAAAACUGAUCAAAGUGUAAAAAGUAUGUGAGAUAGAUGAACUGGGAAAAUUGUAUGAAGUAUACAAAAUUGGAAGAUUUUGUGAGGAUGGUCAAAAUGUGAAUGUUAUGUAUGUGAAGAUGGUCAUAACAUGAAGACUAUGUGAGGCCUGUAUGUAAGGUACAUAAAAUGUGAAAAUAAAAGAAUGAAUUCAUGAAAUCAAUUUACAAUUUUUUACUCCAUUUUAUUGAUCAUUUUAUUCUAAUAAAACAAUUUAAAAUAUCA
Octopus sinensis (East Asian common octopus) is the source of this 2278-nucleotide messenger RNA. Its product is annotated as tetratricopeptide repeat protein 9C. The transcript has 3 exons. Gene Ontology annotation, molecular function: protein binding. NCBI's taxonomy places the organism in Eukaryota, Metazoa, Mollusca, Cephalopoda, Octopoda, Octopodidae. The record is from RefSeq and is a predicted model, not a curated record. The coding region runs from base 1111 to 1731 and encodes 206 amino acids.